Paramecium sonneborni is the source of this 769-nucleotide messenger RNA. NCBI's taxonomy places the organism in Eukaryota, Ciliophora, Oligohymenophorea, Peniculida, Parameciidae. The record is from the annotation of a GenBank genome assembly.
AGAUGGAGUAACAACCUUAUUUGAUGAAUAAGAGCAACCUACAGGUAAAUGUGGAGUGUUAUUAUGUAAUAAAGAUAGGGAUUUAUGAAAUUAAACAUACUAUUAGAUGUUUGGUUCCAUUAAUUGGAGCUGCAGCUCAUUUAUCCGAUGAAUAUGUUAAUCAACAUAUUCAAGAUAUUAAAACAGCUACAGUUUUAUUCAGUGAAGUAUAUUUCUUAUAUCCAAGAGCUGAACUUACAAAGAAAAUAUAUAAAAUAGCAUCAGAAAGUGGUGUAAAUACUUGUUUGACUCUAUCAAGUGUAAAUGCAGUAAGUGAUAAAUUUAAUGAUAUAUUGGCUGUUUUACCAUAUGUUGACUUUUUGUUUGGUCAUGAAGAGGAAGUUGAACAAUUUGCUAAGAAUUUAAAAUUGGAAGGAGAUCUUGCAUAAGUUAUGUAAUAAAUUGCUGCAUAUGAAAAGGUUGGUUAAAGAGAGAGAGAGUUGUAGUAUGUACUUAAGGUAAAAAACCAACUUUGAUUGCUAAGAAAAAUGAAGUUAUUACAGUUGAAGUUUAAUUAGUUGAUGUUUCAAAAAUUGUAGGUACAAAUAGUGCUGGAGAUUCAUUUUGUGGAGGGUAUUAGAUUAUUUGAAUAUUAUUUAGAUUCAUAGCUGAAUUAUUGAAUGGUCCAGAUUUAAUAAAAUGUGCAAAGGCUGGAAAUUAUUCAGCAUCAUAAACAAUAUAACAUGAGGGAAGUACAAUUCCAAAAUAUGUACCAGAGAAGAGUUGGUGA